GGGGCGUGGCCGGCGGCCGGUCCGUCAGCUGCGCCGGGCCCUGACAACAAAGGGCUCCGCGGAGGCGGCGCGGGCGCGGCGCUGGGCUGACCGCGGUCUGGGUUUCACGUAAACUGUUUACAAGUCAUGCUUUUGCAUGUCCUGUACCUAAGCUGAUAAAGCAUCUAUGCACUUUAAUCUCAAGUCUAUGCCACUCUGCUAGUGUGAGCUGUGCCUUGAACCUUGGAUAUAAAGACCUACCUGCCAAAGUCUUGUUCCUGCCUUAGUAAUGUUCCAGAGGUUGAAUAACAUGCUCAUGGGAGAGAUUGAUAGCUUGUCCAGCCAAGAGCCAGAGUUCAGUGAGAAGGAAGAUGACGAGUGGAUUCUGGUUGACUUUAUAGCAGACACUUGCACUAAUUGCUCUGUGGAGGAAGCAGACAUUGUUGAAGCAUCGGCCACGGACAGCUCACCCGUCUUCUCUUGUUUAUCGUCUCCCUUGGAACACUUGCCGGAGGCCAGCGAGUCCUGCUUCAUCCAGUUUGAGUCAUGUCCUAUGGAGGAGAGCUGGUUUAUUACCCCUCCCCCGUGUUUUACUGCAGGUGGAUUAACCACUAUCAAAGUGGAGACCAGUCCGAUGGAGAACCUCUUAAUAGAGCAUCCCAGCAUGUCUGUGUAUGCUGUCCACAAUACCUGUCACAGCCUUAAUGAGACUGGAUGUGGGGAUGAGGAGCUUCACAGCCCAGGUAGUCCCAGGGCCAAGAAAAGCUGCUUAAGGCACGCUGGCACAACUGGAGGCUCGAAAUGAAACGGGACAGCGUGUUCACUGCUAUGUCACGGCUCUUGCUACUAGUUCAACUUUUCUGGAAAAAAACAAGAGCUUUCGUCCUACCCACUGGAUGAAAGAACAUCAUGAAAGACACUAUCUCAACAGAAACAGUCUCCGUCGCCAAAACCUUACCAGGGAUUGCCACUCUCGGCAAAUCAAGCACAACGGACUGUUUGUUCACCAGCCUUGCCAGCGUCAGUUCAAUUACUGAUGGUUCUUGUGGUUUUAAUCUAUGGUCUAAUUGUUUCUUAGGUUGCUCUUGUUUUCGUGUGUAAGUAAGUGUGGUCAAUCUGAAGCCGAUCAUCAAUCCCUCAAGCGCAAUCGUAACUAGUGUUGCAUUAUUUUUAAAAGACUCAUAAAUCUCCAAACUUCUUGCAUCAAGUUCUAAAUGUUGAUGUUAAAUAUCAAUGUCUUGGAAGCCUAUCAGUACGAUAGUUUGUGUGCUGUUUUAUGAACUAUAAUGUAUAGAUGGGUUCUUAGUUGGUAUUUUAAAGAAACUUAACUGAGAUGGAAAUCAGUUACGUUUUGCAUUAAUCAAAAUGGAGUUAGAAAAUUUGAGGUUAGCCAUGUGCUUUAAUGACCAGUACUUGACAGCUUGUGUAUCUGUCUGUAUUCAGCAUAUAUGAUUACUUUCUAACAAGGAAAUGCUAUAGCUGCCAGUGGAUAUUACAUAGCUGCGCUGAGCUGUUUCAAGAAGGACAUCUCAUCUAAACUCCUAAAACUUAUUCGUGUUAGUGGAGUAGGUGUGCUGGGUGCUUGAUGUGGAUAUUGAAAGAGGGUUAAGUCCCCCACCAUAUUGUUUCACUACAAUAUGGCACUAUUGUUACAGAUGUAGUACCUCACAGUGGAGUGGGAGGAAAGCUGAACCUUUGGGUGACGUGCAGAUGCACAACACAGAGAACUGAACUGGGGUUUACUAGGUAAAGUUUGAGUUUCUCUAACUAUUUCUGCCUUUGAAGCAUGUGUUUCCCCUACCCUGUCUCAUUUAAUCUCUAGUCCAGUUAAAGGAAGAAGAGGCUGGAUUGACUGUUCUUUUAAUCCUCUCAGUAGUUGACUGCUCUUCAGAGAGGUCAGGCUGAUAGACAGGUAUUUCUGAGCUACAAAUUGCUGUUAGAUUGUCUCAUAUUUACAGGCUGAGAGUAGCUUGGAAGUAGCUAGAAGGAAGCUUUUAUUCAAAGUUCUAAUUUUCUCUUUCUCUCUAUGAAAAUGAAAUCCAAGUUAAUGGGGACUGGAAAUGAAGGGCAGUGUGAGGCAGGGAGAAAUGGAUGCUGAGCUAAACACAGCAAUAGCAGUGUAUAAAAAUUGAUUAAUCAGCCACGGUUGUUCUCCUAGCCCACAGGAGGCAGAAGGACUGGAUAGCAAUUCCAUGGGCCAACAGGAAAGAAAAGCCAUUUAAAACUAUCAAGUAGAUUUCUUAAAACACUGUGCAAGAUGUUUUGGAAGUUGGCAAGCACUGCCAACUACAACUACAGGUAAAGUCCACCUGUUAACAAAAGCUAUAUUACACAGCCGUCAGUGGUAUGCUGAACCCUGAUAGAUCAAUCUGGGAGUAGAUUAAAUGAGUAUGGAAGUAAGGAAGCAGAAAUCUGCACUGAAAGAAGCGGGGCGGGGGGGGGGGUGUGCGGUAAAAGUAAGUUUAUCUUCCUUUCUGCCAGUGCUUAAUGUGACUUGCUGUUUUCCCUUGAGUUUAGUGCCUAGGGCAUUACAGUGUUAACAUUACACUCAGCUGUGUCUUCCAGUAGUCCUUACACAGAAGUUGGUAUGAGGAGUCUUUGAAAUCAGGCAAGGUCAAUAACGUGAAUUGUUCCAGACCUAUGAAGUAUUUAAAUUCAGCCAAAUGCUUCAAUUUCACUGAAGCAGAGCCCCAACAAUUCAAAUUGACCUUGGUGUAGUGGUACUGUUGCAUGUUCUGCAGCUGGAAUUUGUAGAACCUACUUAGCAUUCAGGGAACAGCAUUUAUAACCUAUGUUUCACUGCAGAUGUGCUGCUUUUCUGGGAUUAGGAUUGUCACAAAGGGAUGUUGAAAAUAAUAAAAUGUAUAAAAGCAAGAGGUGCUUUCCUGGAUACGCUAGAUUUUUGGGGUUGGGUGGGGUUUUUUGUGGGUGUGUUUGUUUGUUUUUUGUUUGGUUUUUGGUUUUUUUUUUUUGACAAAUUGAAUUCACAUGGACUCUGAAAGAAAACAGAAUUGGUCACAUCAUGAGUUUCCAAAAGAGAUAUUUUGUUACUGCUCUAUUAGCAGUAUGUACCCAUGUCCAUACAACAGUUCUUAUGUGGUCCAAAUACUUUGCUUUAUCUGCAAAUAGCUGCAGUUCACCAGUCUCUUAUCUAUUCACAAGUACUCUUACUUGCCUGAGAUUAUCUAUCUUUAUCACUCCAACUUUGUGUCUAAUUUAAACUUGCUUGUCCUCUUUCCUGCCAACUUUCUAGCUCAGGAAAAUUCUUUCCUUUCCUUUAUAUAGAAGUAACUAGUUUCCUUCAGCUUUAAUUUUCUUAAAGUGCAAUGAAGGAAGAUGGAGUCUCCACCUCCCUGUGUUGGAAGGAGUAAAUAAUCCCUUACCUCCUAAUGGGGAGAUGGAGCUGAGAGUAUAAGGCUCCCAGGCAUUAAAAUGAGAGCCUUGGUCUGUUCUUCUCAGUAGGCAAGUAAAUGCAACUUUAGACUGCUCCUAGAAUUGGGAGAUACUGAUCUUUUUAUACUGCAUUACUAGAUGACUUUCUGGUGAUGAAAACCUAUAUCUUUCAGGAUAUAAACUAUUUUGUUGCACAAAGCUGUGCUUCUCAAUUUGUAAUAUUGGAAACCGUAUUAUUGUGUGAGAUAGUACUACAUCAAUGGCUUUUUGUUAAUUUGUUUUACAUAUUUAUGUUGGUCUAGCCCUGUUUUGUGCCUGGAGCUAUUGGGCAAUUAGAUUUGUUUUGGUUUUCUGUUUUAAUAGUGAGCUGUGUGGCUUUUUAUAUGGGUUUUUUUUUUGAAUUGUAUUAAAGUGUGUGUUUUUUCUUGUAAAAGUGGAGGCCUUUUACUGUCUCAUACUGAUUGAUAUUCAUGAAUCUUGCUGAAAUUGUAUUUUCAUAUGCAUUGGUCAAUGGACAGAUUUGCAUUUUAAACUGUGCCUUCUACACAGCAAACUUGAAGAUUCAAAAGGGACAUUUCAGUUUGGAUUAAUACUGUACAUCAGUCUAUGCAUAUAUGGCAGCUUCUCUCCAGAGCCACUUCUCUAUUUGUAGCAGUCCUUUUGAUAUGGAAGAAUGUGUGGCUCUUAUUUUUAAUAGUUUAACCUGAGCUGAAAACAGACAAAAUACAGCACUUUGCCAAAAAAAAAGGUAGCAUUGCUUAACCAGUGUGUAUUUACUAAAGUGAUCUUCUGUAUUUUGUUUCCACAGUGUGUUCUGCGCACUGUGGGGAAACAUGAUCUUAACUCUCAAUAAAAAAUGGCCUAUUAAAAA
This is a messenger RNA of Hirundo rustica (Barn swallow), 4243 nucleotides long. It is a transcript of the gene TP53INP1, whose product is annotated as tumor protein p53 inducible nuclear protein 1. The transcript is spliced from 5 exons. Gene Ontology annotation, cellular component: autophagosome; nucleus. The record is from RefSeq and is a predicted model, not a curated record. Lineage: Eukaryota; Metazoa; Chordata; Aves; Passeriformes; Hirundinidae. Bases 269 to 784 code for a protein of 171 amino acids. Gene Ontology annotation, biological process: autophagosome assembly; positive regulation of DNA-templated transcription.